AUGGAGGCUGUGGUGCGCUCGUGCAGCGAGGUGGCACCUGGGGCUGACGACGAAGGCGGCGACGAUGCGUGCGCUGACGAGGUCGGCGUCGAGGCUCGUGCGGCGGGCCGGCACCGCGGGACGACCAGCGACGCCGUGGCGACGCAUAGUCCGCCACCGAGGGUGCAGCGUCCAGGAGCGGUGAGAAAGAAGACGAGGCAUAAGAGGAAACAGAAGACACCGGAAAACAGGGACACGAGAUUAACGCCAGACGUAUCGGAGCCCGUCACCGAGGUGAUCCGGCCUCGUGACCUUGAGAGGGACAACGCUGCCCUGGAACCUAAAGUGGAUCGUCUCAAGCGGAAUACAUUGCAGCAGGCUACCCGAAUCACCCAGCUGGAGCGUGACUUGGGAUGCUUUACUGAUGAACAUGAUGGUCUCAAGCACGCGCACGAAGUCUACAAAUCUAAUGCAACCACCAUGAUUGACGAGAAGAAUUACCACAUUUCUGACCUACAGGACAAGGUCCGUACUCUGGAGAAACAGGUCGCAAAGAAUCUGGACGAGCCAGAGCAACAUUUCUUCGAGGUAAAGACAUCCUGGUGUGACAAAGUCAACACCCUUGAAGCUCAGGUCUUCAACCUGAACCGAAGGGUGGCCGCCGACUCACUGGAGUGCAGUCGCAUGGAGAGCCUGUUUGCAGAUGCUCAGCAGCGCCUCAAGAAUCAGCAGCAGCAGCAGCGUGCCAAGUUCGAGGAGCAGUUGCUGGAGAGGGACACUGAACUGGCAAACGUGCGGCGCAGCCACGAAGAAGAGCUCCAGCGACAGCGUGCACUCCAGGACUAUCGGCUUGACGAGCUGCGGAUGCAGGCGGCUGACCCCCGUGCGCAGCUCUCCCAGGCCCAGGAGGACUGCGACCGAGAAUUCAGUCGAGCGCAGGCACUAACUGCGGAACUCAACAAGAAGGAAGCCGAGUGCAAGGGGAACCAGGAGCGGAUCCAAGGGCUCGAGGCCGGCCAGAAUACUAUGUUGGCAAAAGUCUCCGAACUGGAGAAGCAGCUCUGUGUUGUGUCGCACACCCUCAAGGAGAACGAGACUGAACAAAAGACCACGAAGGAAGAGCUUGCGAAGCUCGAAGAGGUGCGGGUCGUGGCCGAGAUGAAGAACGGGCGACUGAAGGCGGGACUUGAGGCAAGGCAGCAGCAAGCGGUCAACCAAUUCAAACUGGCAGAAGAGGGGACGCAGCUGCAUGAAUCCGUGGAGAGGGUGACAGCAAAGGCGGAGCAGUUGGAGGAAGCUACGGUCAACGCGAGCAACUGCAUCAGGGUGUCUGACCUGGCGUGCAAGGUGGCUGUCCUUGAGGACCACAGCCGCGUCGAGAGAGAGUACUGA
Molecule: messenger RNA, 1371 nt
Organism: Rhipicephalus sanguineus (brown dog tick)
Lineage: Eukaryota; Metazoa; Arthropoda; Arachnida; Ixodida; Ixodidae
Product: dynactin subunit 1-like
Exons: 2
Coding region: 1-1371 (456 amino acids)
Source: RefSeq, a predicted model, not a curated record